Molecule: messenger RNA, 898 nt
Organism: Acaulospora morrowiae
Lineage: Eukaryota; Fungi; Glomeromycota; Glomeromycetes; Diversisporales; Acaulosporaceae
Source: the annotation of a GenBank genome assembly
UGGUUUCUUCACCAGUUGUUAACGCUUCACCGCGUACCAAAGAAAUAUCACCACCUGGGCUUCUCUAUAAGUCCAAGACGGGAACUCCUUCACGUCGAUUGAAACAAGAUGCUGCCGUGAUAAUGCCAAGCACUGGAGCUGGUUUGGAAAGGGUUGGUGUGCAGUUUGGUAGUUUAAGCAUUUCUAAUGUUAACGAAGAGACCGUGGAGAUAGAAACACCGGUGUCACCACCGACUCAGAAUAUCGAUGAAACACCACAACAUCAACAACCACAGGCCGCGCCUGUAGCUCAGACAUCAUCCUCUCUUCCGCAAUCGAAUUCCAUAAAUAGGCCGAUAGCUCCUUCAUCAACACAAAGUAACGCUUUACAGUCAUCCGGAAGUAGCGCUCCACCUGCUACACCAUUGACUACCGUUCCGACACCUACACCACAGAAUUUCAAUCCCUCAUAUUUUAAGCAGCAACAAGAUCAACCAACUUCCGCCGCCUACUUAAAUCAACAACAUCACCUAGGACUAGCAGCUGAACCACUAAAUGCACCAUAUGGUUCUUAUUUGCAUAAUCAACCUCCUAAUCAACUAUCAGGAUUCGGUAUUGGACCAAUGCAAUCAUUACCAGAUUACGGUGCAUUAUACGGACCAGAUGCUCAACGCGUAAUGGGAUACUACGCUGAUCCUUCAUAUGGUCAAGCAUCGCCAGUAACGUCUGCGGGAUAUCAGAAUCGAGAAAAUAACAAAUACACACCUGAUACAACUACCAACUCGAGUCAAAGCUCCACUCAACAAGCUAGCACACAACAACAAUCUACAAAUCAACAAGGACAAAAUCCUCAACAGCCAUAUCCAGUGGGAGUUCCAUAUUACCCUUAUUAUUACCUUCCUUCUUAUCAACAGUCUGG